This is a messenger RNA of Nerophis lumbriciformis (worm pipefish), 1413 nucleotides long. The record is from RefSeq and is a predicted model, not a curated record. NCBI's taxonomy places the organism in Eukaryota, Metazoa, Chordata, Actinopteri, Syngnathiformes, Syngnathidae.
AUGGCGGCGGUGCUCGCGGAGACGCUAGCAGAGCAAAGACGGGUCCAGGAAGCCGACAUGAACGGCGAUGCCGCGGAUCGCGAGGACGCCGACCCGGUGGAAGAGGCGGCGGCCAAAAAGAAGAAAAAAAAGAGGAAGAAGAACAAGUCAGCGACGCCCGGUCCCGACGGAGACGGCGUCGCCGAGGUGACGAAGGAGUUGGAAAAACAGGUGAUAGAGGACAAGGAGGAAGAGGAGGGUGAAGAAGAUGGGGACGACUCGGCAGGGAAGAAGAAGAAGAAAAAAAAGAAGAAGAAAGGACUCAAAGGUCAGACCGAUCCUCCGUCAAUUCCCAUCUGCGAGCUUUACCCUGGCGGCGCCUUCCCCGUCGGUCAGGAGUGCGAAUACCCUCCCUCGCAAGACGGGCGCAGCGCGGCCUGGCGCAGUACCAACGAGGAGCGGCGAGCGCUGGACAAAGCCAACGAAGAGGUGUGGCACGACUUCAGACAGGCGGCCGAGGCUCACAGGCAGGUCCGGCGUCACGUCAGAGGCUUCCUCAAACCCGGGAUGACCAUGAUCGAAAUAUGCGAGCGUCUGGAGGACUGCUCCCGCAAGCUCAUCAAGGAGAACAAGCUGCACGCCGGCCUGGCCUUUCCCACCGGCUGCUCGCUCAACCACUGCGCCGCGCACUACACUCCCAACGCCGGCGACCCCACCGUCCUGCAGUACGACGACGUGUGCAAGAUCGACUUCGGCACGCACGUCAACGGGCGAAUCAUCGACUGUGCCUUCACCGUCACCUUCAACCCAAAGUACGACAAGCUGCUGGAAGCCGUCAAGGACGCCACCAACACGGGCAUCAAAAACGCCGGAAUCGACGUGCGUCUGUGUGACGUCGGCGAGGCCAUUCAGGAAGUCAUGGAGUCCUACGAAGUGGAGCUCGAUGGAAAAACGUACCAAGUGAAACCUAUCCGAAACCUCAACGGGCAUUCCAUCGGCCAGUACAGAAUACACGCCGGAAAGACGGUGCCCAUCGUUAAAGGAGGAGAAGCCACUAAAAUGGAGGAAGGCGAGGUGUACGCCAUCGAGACGUUCGGCAGCACGGGGAAAGGCGUCGUUCACGACGACAUGGAGUGCUCGCACUACAUGAAGAACUUUGACGUGGGACACGUGCCGAUCAGGCUCCCGCGGGCCAAGCACCUCCUCAACGUGAUCAACGAGAACUUUGGCACGCUGGCGUUCUGCCGUCGUUGGCUGGACCGCCUGGGGGAGAGCAAGUACCUGAUGGCGCUGAAGAACCUGUGCGACCUGGGCAUCGUGGACCCCUACCCGCCGCUCUGCGACACCAAGGGCUGCUACACGGCGCAGUUCGAGCACACCAUCUUGCUCAGGCCCACCUGCAAGGAGGUGGUGAGCCGGGGAGACGACUACUGA